CGGAAAAUCUGGAAAAUCCAAAAUCAGAUACUUCAAAGUCAGAAGAAAUCGACGUGAAUGUGGAUCAGGGUGACAAUAAUGAUGACAAUAUGGAAUCAGAAGACUUUUCUGAUUCCAACAGUAGUGAUGACGACGGUGAAAACGAUUUGGCUUUAGAGUUAAUUGCUCAGUUACGCGAAAAGAUAAAUGAAAAUCCAUACCUGUAUGAUAACCACACAGAGAUAAUAAAACUAUUAAAAUCCAGUGGAGAAUUAGAAAAGUUGAGAGAAGCUAGGGAAAAUAUGAGUAAAUAUUUUCCAUUGACAGCAGAACUUUGGUUAGAUUGGAUUAAAGAUGAAAUAAGAAUGAUAGAGGAUGAUUUCAAGGAUAGAGACAACAUAUAUCAGUUAUUUUCUAGAGCUGUACAAGAUUAUCAAUCUGUGCCUCUGUGGUUAGAAUAUGUUCAGUUUGCUAUAGGUGGUAUGAAAGAUGAUGGAGGUAUUAGUAAAAUGAGGAAGAUAUUUGAAGAAGCUAUAACUGUUGUUGGUCUACAUGUUACUCAAGGUUCAAUGGUAUGGGAUGCUUAUAGAGAAACAGAAAAUGCCGUAUUGGCUGGAUUGUUGCCAGCACCAGGCAGUAUACCAACACCUGAACAAGAAGAAUCUUUUAAUGUACAGAACCAAAGAGUUUCAAGUUUGUUUAAAAGACAACUAGCAGUACCAUUAUUAGAUAUGGAACAAACUUACAGUGAAUAUAAAGACUGGAAUGGUGGAGAUUUAGAUAUUUAUACAGAAGAAAGUUAUCAAAAAUCAUUAGCUCAUCUCGAAAAAUUAAAACCUUUUGAAGAUUCUUUGGUGACAGCAGAAUCACCCUAUUGGGAAGAAUAUCAGACCUAUAUUAAUUUUGAAUUAAAAGGAGAUGAUCCAUCUAGAAUACAGUGUAUAUUUGAGAGAUCUAUCACAGAAAACUGUUUAAAUCCUGAGGCUUGGUUAAAAUAUACUAAAUAUUUAGACAGUAAACUAAAGAUUAAGUCAGUUAUAUUACCAGUAUAUGAACGAGCUGUCAGAAAUUGUCCUUGGUCUUGUUUGUUAUGGCAGAGAUAUUUAUUGGCUUUAGAAAGACAUAAUGAAAGUGGUAACAAACUGAAAGAUGUAACAGCCAAAGCUUUAACUAGUGGUUUUACUUUAGCUAGUGAAUACAGUACGAUAUGGUCAACAUAUAUAGAUUAUCUGAGACGACAGAUCAACUGGUCAGAAGAUCAUACAGAACAGUUGGAAUUAUUUAGGGAGACUAUUGAGAAGGCUUUAGAAAAUUUAACAGAAUAUUUUGGUAAUGAUGGAGAUGAAAAUGGUAUGAUGAGACAGUACUGGGCUGUUAUAGAGGGUAAAAUGUGUAAGAAUAUGACGAGAGCUAGAGAAAUAUGGAAUGAAAUAAUGGGAUUAGGAUAUGGUAAUCAAGCUAAUAUGUGGUUAGAAUAUUACAAGCUAGAAAGGGCUUAUGGUGAUAAUAAACAUUGUCGUAAAUUAUUACAGAAGGCUUUAAACUCUGUCACAGACUGGCCUGAAUCUAUCACACAGGCAUACAUAAACUUUGAAAGAGAAGAAGGUACUCUAGAAGAUUAUGAUGUAGCUGUAGGUCGGUGUGAGGCACAACUUGACAGACUUACAGAUAGAAAAGCCAAGGCAGCUGAAAAAGAAGAAGUUGCAACUCAACAGAAGAAACAAGUGAGAAAUGAAAAGAAAGCUCAGAAGAAAUUUGAGAAAAAAACACCAAAGAAAGAGGUAAUGACACCACCUGAAAAACCUGCUAAGAAAUCACCUAACAAUAAAAGAAAGCUUGAGGAACCAAAUAGCACCACAAGUAGUAUUUCAAAGCAGGACAAGGCUGAUGAUUUCCGUGUUCCCCCACCACCUGGAUAUAAAGGUGAACCCCCACCAAAUAAAAAACAGAAAACAGAAGAAGAAACAACAACUGAAGGUGUUAAACAUGAUCCUAGUAAAGAUGAUAGAACAGUAUUUGUUAGUAAUUUAAACUUUGAUAUCAAUGAAGAUGGAAUUAAGGAAAUAUUUUGUAAGUGUGGAGAGAUCAGUGAAAUUAGAUUAGUUAAGAAUUUUCAUGGUAAAUCUAAAGGCUAUGCUUAUGUUGAAUUUAUUGAUGAAUUACCAGUAACUAAAGCUUUAGAAUUAGAUAGACAACCAGUGCACAACAGACCAAUGUAUGUCUCUAGAUGUGAAGAUAGGGGUGGUGGUAAAAAGAAAGCAGAAUUCAGGUUUUCUACAGAUUUGGAAAAGAAUAAGUUAUUUAUAAAAAAUUUACCCUUUACAUGUACUAAAGAUGCCUUAACAACCAUAUUUAGUCAGCAUGGUAAAUUAAAAGAUGUAAGAAUUAUAACCUAUAGAAGUGGACAACCAAAAGGUUUAGCUUAUGUUGAAUAUGAGUCAGAGGAAGAUGCAAAGCAGGCUGUAUUAAAAACAGAUGGUUUACAGAUAGGUGAUCAUCAUAUUGAAGUAGCUAUUAGUAAUCCACCAGCUCGUAAACAACCAGUUAUUAAACGAGAUGAAUUCAUACCUUCAUUAGGGGGUGGAAAGAAAGAAUCAGAAACUCGUGGAAAAGCCAGAACACAAAUUGCGUUAUUACCUAGAGCAGUCCAAAAAGUACCAGUUCCGAAGAAGCCUACACGACCAUCAGCAUCAGCAACUGCAUCAAAAAAUGGAGGUUCUGGUGAUUCAUCUGCUCCACCAACAGCUAUGUCCAAUUCAGACUUUCGUAACAUGUUAUUGAAAAAGUAAUUUAGUUUACUUGAUCAUUCGUUGGUAAUAUCAUUGUUUUAUUUAUACGAUGGUAACAAACUUGGAGGUUUAUCCUUAAUCUGAAACUAACUCUUAUCUAGCCUUUGGUAAAUGACUGUUAUUGGGCUGGUUAAGAACUUAAGACAUUGUUUUAUGAAGAUUCCCAUGGUGCUAUUGAAUCUAUUCCAAGCUAAAAUUGAUUUUAACGGAUCUUCAUACAUGACAUUUGUGCUGAUGAUAAAAAUGGUACAGUAAUACUGUAAGUUUAUCUGCCUUGAACAAAAAUUCUGAGACCAAAAGCAAAAGAGUUGUUAAAUUUCAUGACAUUGGUCAAGUGUCUUGGUCUUGAUAUAUUUUUCAUUCUUGAGGACGCACAUUCAUUAAUAUUUUGUUUGUUUAUUUGUUUGUUUAUUUGUUUGUUUUGUUAAGAAGUAUGGAAGAUACUUUGUUGUAUUUUUAAAGGAUUGCAAUUUGUAAGAAAGGAAUAAAAAAAAUUGAUACAAAUUGUACAUAUGAACUUUAGAUCCCUUUGACAAGUACUUAUGUCAAUUCAUAGCAGUAAAAUCUUCAACCAUAAAGGCUGUAUUAGUCAGUGGACAUCAGCUUUGUGUUGUGAUGCAUCAUUUAAUGGUAUGGAUGCGCCAUAUGGAAAUAGUCUUCAGAAGUACGAAAAUCGCAUAAUUCCUUCAAAAAUAUCUCAAACUAUGAAUUUCUUUUCCUAUUUCUGAUUUCUUUCAAACGCUAAUAAUUCUAGACACACAUGGAUGUGAAGUGAGCUGUUAUAAUAAUGGUUAUCUGCUUCUAUAUUCAAUUAGCAUCGAGUUAUAAACAGUGGCGGAGAUUUCCCGAAUUUCUUACUUAGUUAUGGCUAUAACUCUUCAUGUUAUGUUAUGUUAGAGCAAUGUUUUAUUUAAACGAUUUUCGAAAAGCG
Lottia gigantea (owl limpet) is the source of this 3699-nucleotide messenger RNA. RefSeq lists its product as hypothetical. NCBI's taxonomy places the organism in Eukaryota, Metazoa, Mollusca, Gastropoda, Lottiidae. The transcript is spliced from 22 exons. The record is from RefSeq and is a predicted model, not a curated record. Bases 90 to 2768 code for a protein of 892 amino acids. Gene Ontology annotation, biological process: RNA processing. Gene Ontology annotation, molecular function: RNA binding; protein binding.